GAGGAUGACAGGAAACUUUUUGUAGGGGGUUUAAGUUGGGAAACAACAGUUAAAGAUUUGAAGGAAUUUUUCGGGAAGUUUGGUGAAGUUGUUAGCUGCACUCUUAAAACAGAUUUGGAAACCAGACGAUCAAGGGGUUUUGCUUUUGUUGUGUUUAAUCGUAAAGAUGUUAUCAAUGCAGUCUUGGAGACCGAGGAAGAACUCAAAUUGCAUGGACAUAAAAUCGAGCCUAAACGUGCCAAUCCUAGAACUGGGUCAAGGAAGAUUUUUGUAGGUCGCGUUGAUCCAGCUUGCGGAGAGGAAGACAUUAAAGAAUAUUUCAAACAAUUCGGAAAGGUUGAAAAAGUAGAUCUCCCUUUUGACAAAAUAAAAGACCAAAGACGAGCUUUUGUUUUUGUAGAGUUUGAUUCUGAAGAAGCUGUUAAGAAAGUCUUGGCCAAGGAGAAGCAUGUUUUAAAUGGCCAGGAGGCAGACAUUAAGAAAGCUCUGCCAACUCAGGGCCCUGGGGGCCGAGGUUCAAAUCGUGGUGGUCGUGGACGUGGCGGCUGGAAUCAAGGAUGGGGUAACGGUGGAUAUGGGAAUGGUGGCUAUGGAAAUUACUAUGGCAACUAU
Molecule: messenger RNA, 612 nt
Organism: Lottia gigantea (owl limpet)
Lineage: Eukaryota; Metazoa; Mollusca; Gastropoda; Lottiidae
Exons: 1
Cellular component (GO): cytoplasm
Molecular function (GO): RNA binding
Source: RefSeq, a predicted model, not a curated record